Prunus persica (peach) is the source of this 1186-nucleotide messenger RNA. Its product is annotated as peroxiredoxin Q, chloroplastic. Gene Ontology annotation, cellular component: cytoplasm; chloroplast thylakoid membrane. Gene Ontology annotation, molecular function: thioredoxin peroxidase activity. The record is from RefSeq and is a predicted model, not a curated record. Bases 201 to 851 code for a protein of 216 amino acids. NCBI's taxonomy places the organism in Eukaryota, Viridiplantae, Streptophyta, Magnoliopsida, Rosales, Rosaceae. Gene Ontology annotation, biological process: cellular response to oxidative stress; cell redox homeostasis. The transcript has 4 exons.
AAAUCGUCCACGCUGAAAAGCCAAUCUAUCCCCAUCUUCUCCUCAACACCCAACACCCAAAACACUCGCAACACUCUCCCUCUCUCUCCCUCCCUUAUCUUCCUCAAACAGAUGUAAGCAAAUUAACAACAAAAACAAAGUUUCAAAGCACAAGUUUAGGACACACUUGAUAUAUCUCUCUGGUUCUAAACUUGCAUCUAAUGGCUUCCCUUUCUCUUCCUAAGCACCACUUCCCUUCUGUGCUCCCCACUCAAACUCCUAGACACAACCCAUCUUCGAAAAGCCUCCCAAUUGUCUCAAGUUCAUCACAUUCUCAAUUUUAUGGCCUCAAGCUCUCCAAUUCCUCCUCUUUGCCAAUCCCUUCUUCUUCUUCUUCUGGAAAGAUGUUUAUUUGUGCUGCUAAGGUGGACAAGGGUAAGGUUCCACCAGCCUUCACAUUGAAAGAUCAGGAUGGAAAAACUGUGAGUCUCUCCAAGUUCAAAGGAAAGCCUGUGGUUCUCUAUUUCUACCCUGCUGAUGAGACCCCAGGGUGCACCAAACAGGCUUGUGCUUUCAGAGAUUCUUAUGAGAAGUUUAAAAAGGCUGGAGCCCAGGUCGUCGGAAUUAGUGGUGAUGACCCAUCAUCACACAAGGCUUUUGCAAAGAAAUACAAACUUCCAUACACAUUACUUAGCGACGAGGGUAAUAAGGUGAGGAAAGAAUGGGGAGUGCCAUCCGAUCUGUUUGGGACAUUGCCUGGAAGACAGACUUAUGUUCUGGACAAGAAUGGGGUUGUUCAACUCAUCUACAACAACCAGUUCCAACCUGAGAAGCAUAUUGAUGAAACUCUCAAAUUCCUUCAAAGCCUUUAAAGUUCUCCUGUUUUUAGCUGCUUUGUUUUUUCAUCCCUAUGUCCAUUAUAUCUCCACAAAACAGGGUCAGCAAGUAGUUAUUUUUGUAUAAUUCGAAAGCCAGUUAUAAUUACUAAUGCUGCUGGCCAUGUUUGUACUUGUCCCAAGUAAAAGGGCAGUUGUUUUCUGCCCUAUGAAAGCAAAUUUCAAGUCGAAAUUUUUGUGGAAUAUCCAAUGGCUAUUAUACAGCAUGACCUAGAUGGCAAUAAUUUCGUUCUAAGUGAUGUAAUAUCUUUGAGAUUGUGAAUGUUAUUGUAAAUGGUGGAUCAUGAGGGUAUUUUGCUUAUGUUAAUUAG